Molecule: messenger RNA, 2742 nt
Organism: Saccostrea echinata
Lineage: Eukaryota; Metazoa; Mollusca; Bivalvia; Ostreida; Ostreidae
Product: E3 ubiquitin-protein ligase MGRN1-like
Exons: 14
Coding region: 70-1986 (638 amino acids)
Biological process (GO): protein ubiquitination
Cellular component (GO): cytoplasm
Molecular function (GO): ubiquitin protein ligase activity
Source: RefSeq, a predicted model, not a curated record
UACAGGUUCUUGUGACGUCAGUAAUAAACACGGAAGUCGCCAUCUUGGAUUUUGGUAAACAAUAUCAAAAUGUGGGGCAUAGCAAGUCGUGAUACAGGUGAAGAAGAAGUCGAUAUAGCAUCAACGAAUGCGUAUCGGUAUCCACCUAAAAUCGGUAACUACUUUGGGAGUCACUUCUACAUGGGAGGCGAACGAUUUGACAUGAGUCAGCCAGAGUCCUAUUUAUUUGGGGAAAACUCGGACCUCAACUUCCUAGGAAAUAAACCUAUUCCAUUUCCAUACCAAGUUUCCUCAUCUGGAAGUGAGCCUACAAAGCCACUGAAAAGCCUCCUCAAUAUUCGUAAGGACUCGCUCAAAUUUGUCAAGGUAGAUGACAGUGGUGAUGGUUCUGGGGGAGAUAAAACAGACUCCAUCAAUACAAAGUACAACAUUGAGUUCACAUUUGACUCAGAUUCAAAGUGUGCAAUAACUGUAUACUACUUUGCUACAGAAGAUGUCAACAAUGGACAGAUAACGUUUCAAUCAAGGGAGCCAUGUCUGAACUCAGAAACCUAUCAUUACAAAAGAGGUGCUAAUCAGCUGUUCUCUCAGCCCACACAUGUCCUGGAUCCCAGCAAAUUCAGUGACGAGGAGUGGCAGUAUGACCCUGUGAAGGAGACUAUCCCAGUCAUUAUCAGUUGUGUGGUGGAAGACGAUGAUCAUCCAUGUCAUUGUCACUUGACCUAUGCUGUGGUGGAGAAGAGCUCUGUGGAUGGAGGCUACAUGAUAAAAGCAUUAAAGCAGAAGCAGUUUGUGGAUGGGCUUAUCUAUCUUCUGCAGGAAAUAUAUGGAAUUGAGAACAAACACACAGAUCGAUCAAAGCUGGAAGACCCAGAUGAUGAGGUGGAAGACAGUGGAGCAGAGUGUGUGAUCUGUAUGUCAGACAUGCGUGACACACUCAUACUUCCAUGUCGCCACUUGUGUUUAUGUAGUAACUGUGCCGAGUCCCUCCGAUACCAGGCUUCUAGUUGCCCCAUUUGUCGGUCACCCUUCAGAGCAUUGCUGCAGAUCCGCGCUAUGAGGAAAAAACAACCACUGUCUGUACAAACAGGUGAGACAGGAGAAGAAAACCCCGUUAGCCAGGAGGGAGUCCCUACGGGUUACGAGGCAUUGUCUCUGAUUGAGGCAGUCAAUGGACCGUGUAAUCAGCUGUUUACUGUUGAUGGAGGUCUGCAGCUUCCUGUUAGGACAGUAGCUCCGGGGGACAUUGACAACAGUUACCGAGAAAAGAAAAGGCUCUCAAAAAGACAUGUAAUCAGUGUGAAACCAGAGGAACCUGUUGUGAGCCCCAAUGUCAAACCUGAUGAUAAAAAAGUGUUGGAUGAAGAGGAAGAGGAAAGAAAGAAAGAUAUCCCUGUGGAAGUGGUCAGAAUGGAAAGAAAAUCCUCGAAAAAAGAUGCUGCUAAAUCUCAAUACACUGAAAACAAGGAUAUAUCGGAUGAAUCAAAUGCUUCAAAGAUUGUAAAUGUAUCCGACUACAAUACAGACAGCUUAGACAGUAAGGGGAUGCGACCUGCCUCACUGAGAGUGUAUGAGUCUGAGGCAGACAGUGAUUAUGACAUUAAGCCGAUGACAUUGAAUCAAGGUCACCCAUCAACAGAAAACUUGGCAGAUGAUGAGAGAGAAGACAGCUCCGAGCCCGAGGCUGAACCAGAGCCCGACUACGAGGACGAUUUAUCAGCAGAGGCAGUGAUGUCAGGAUCAACUCCAAAUGUGUCACAAGACACAUGUUUAACAGAUUUUGAAGAGAGUGGUGUCACCUAUGUCAAGGGUUUGAGUUUAAGUAUGAAUGAUAUGAACAGAGACAAUUCUGGCUAUCACCCUCUGUGUUUACAAAGCAAUGCAUCCUUACCUGAUAACUCCACCAGUGGAACAGAGGCAUCAAGCUUUGGAAGUAACUACAGUUCUAGGAAGCUUCUACCAGACAAUUCAGAAAAUACAGACUGAAAAAUUCUUCUUUUUAUCCCGAUAUUUAACGAGCAUGUACCAGUUUCUAUACUUCAUUAAAUAGGAAUAAAACAUUAUGACUGAUCUUUCUUCUGGAAGUGAAAGCUGGUUUUUCACUUCAUAAUUCUAGUCUGCAUACAAUGUAAACACUUUAAUCAUACUUUAAUCAUAUACUAAUUUUGUAUAUGUCUCCUCAGCUUUAAUCACAGUAUAGUAUUAGAAUGUACACAAUUUAUCACAUUGUCCAUAAAGUGCAUCACUUGAUUUUUCACUGUGAUUUUUUUGUUUUGAGUUGUGUUGGGUACAGUUGAUACUGUUAAAAUGUUUGUAAAUGGAAUACAUGUAAUAUAAAACUUUGUAAUUAAUGUCACUUCAGAUUUAUCUGAUCUGUGUUGUAAGACUGUGGAUUGUCAAGACUGUUGUCCAUUAACUGUGCUAGGAUUGACAGCAGAGUUGUGUUGGGGUUGUACAAUAAAUCACAAUAAUGCAGAAAAUGAAUUUUAUUUAAAAGUAUUCAGCAGUAACAUUUGACAUUCUUGUAUUCAGAGCUUAUAUACAUUUAUUUCUACUUUUCAUUUUUCAAAACAUUUAAAGACUACAAUCUUGCCAGCUGUCAAGGAGUGUAUUAAGUAUCAUUAGCUGUGAGAAAAAAAUGAUUUCUGAAUGUAGGAUGUUGUCUAUUUCACUCAAAUGAUCAUGAUGGUAAUGUUAUUGUAUGAGGCAUAUUAAUUGUUAUAUAAAAUUCAUUUAGAACAA